This is a messenger RNA of Cavia porcellus (domestic guinea pig), 7007 nucleotides long. It is a transcript of the gene Flt1, whose product is annotated as fms related receptor tyrosine kinase 1. The coding region runs from base 441 to 4439 and encodes 1332 amino acids. The record is from RefSeq and is a predicted model, not a curated record. Gene Ontology annotation, biological process: multicellular organism development; positive regulation of kinase activity; vascular endothelial growth factor receptor signaling pathway. The transcript has 31 exons. Gene Ontology annotation, molecular function: ATP binding; vascular endothelial growth factor receptor activity; growth factor binding. Gene Ontology annotation, cellular component: signaling receptor complex; plasma membrane. Lineage: Eukaryota; Metazoa; Chordata; Mammalia; Rodentia; Caviidae.
CGGGCGGAGGGAGCCUGGAAGGAUUUCCUGAGCCUGGGGGCCGGAGGGCGCGCAGCGAGGACCCUGAACCUGUCAGGGCCGGGCUGCUGGCUCCCGCACAGCCCCCGCCCCCCAACCGGCACAGCCCGCAUCCAGCCCCGCUGCAGAGCCGCAGGGAAGCGAACCCGGGAGAAACAAGAGGGGUCCGCGGGAGGCUGGAGAGAUCCAGGCGGACGCUCUUGGCGGCUCCUCCCAGCGGCGGCGGCUCGGAGCGGGCUCCGGGGCUGGAGCGCAGCGGCCAGCGGGCGCUGGGCGGCGAGGAUUACCCGGGGAAGCGUUGCCUCCUGGCUGGAGCCUCGGAGAGGAGCUCUCGGGGUGCAGAGCGGGAGCGCAAGAGGACUGCCGGCUCGUCGACCGGAGGGAGCGCGGGGACCGGGCGAGCAGGCCGCGUCGCGCUCACCAUGGUCCGCUGCUGGGACACCGGCGUCCUGCUGUGCGCGCUGCUGGGCUGCCUGCUUCUCCCAGGACCAAGUUCAGGUUCAACAUUAAAAAGUCCUGAACUGAAUUUAAAAGGCACCCAGCACGUCUUGCAAGCAGGCCAGACACUCACUCUCAAAUGCAGGACUGAAGCACCCCACUCGUGGACCUUUCCAAAAAUUCUGCGUAAGGAUAAACGGCUCAGCAUAAUUAAAUCUGCCUGUGAAACAGACACCGAACAAUUCUGUAGUACCUUGACCUUGAAUUCAGCUCACGCAAACCAAACUGGCUUCUACAGCUGCAAAUAUCUGCCUUCCGCUGCUCCAAAAGGGAAGCAAACAGAAUCUAAGAUCUAUGUAUUUGUUAAUGACGCAAAUCAGCCUUUCGUAGAGAUGCACCAUGAUAUACCCGAGGUGUUAUACUUGACAGAAGGAGAGGAGCUUAUCAUUCCCUGCCGGGUUUCAUCACCUGACAUCAAUGUUGUUCUUCAAAAGUUUCCACAAGACAUUCUGGUCCCUGAUGGAAAAAAAAUAAUUUGGGACAGUAGGAAGGGUUUCAUAAUAACCAAUGCAACAUACCGAGAAAUAGGGCUGCUGAUCUGUGAAACAAAAAUCGACGGACAUUCUUAUUCUUCAACCUAUCUCACACAUCGACCAAGCAACAUAAUCAUGAAUGUCCAGAUGGGUCCAGCAAAUCCAGUGAAACUGCUCCGCGGUCACCCUCUGACCCUCAACUGUACAGCCACAGCUGCCUUGAACACAAGAGUUCAGAUUAUCUGGAAUUACCCUGGGAAGAAAACUGGGAGAGCAACUAUAAGGCAACGAAUUGACCAAAGCGAUCCCCUUGCCAAUGUGUUCCACAGUGUUCUUACUAUUCCAAAAGUGCAGAGAAAUGACAGGGGACUGUAUGCCUGCCACGUAAAGAGUGGACCUUCGGCCCAAUCAGCUAACACCACCGUGCAAGUGUAUGGAAAGGCAUUCAUCUCUGUGAAACAUCGGAAAAAGAAUGUGUACGAGACUACGGCUGGAGAACAGUCCUUCGAGCUGUCCGUGAAAGUGAACGCCUUCCCUCAGCCAGAAGUCUUAUGGCUGAAAGAUGGUUUACCUGCAACAACGAGAUCUGCUCGUUAUUUGCCUCAUGGCUAUUCAUUAAUUAUCAAAGAUGUAACUCCAGAGGAUGCAGGGAUUUACAAGAUCCUUCUAAGCAUAAAGCGGCCAAAGAUGUUUAAAAGCUUCACUGUCACUCUAAUUGUAAAUGUGAAACCGGAGAUCUAUGAGAAUGCCCUGUCGUCAUUUCCAGAACCAAAUCUCUACCCGCUGGGCAGCAAGCAGAGCCUGACCUGUACCGUCUCUGGAGUCCCUCAACCUACAGUGCAGUGGUUCUGGCAGCCCUGUGAUCACUUUCCCUUCAUGGCAGGGUCGGACUUGUGUUCCACUAGUGAAGAGUCUUUUCUCCUGAAUUCUCGCAGCAACGUGGACAACAGAAUUGAGAGCAUCACCCAGCGCAUGGCAAAAACAGAAGAAAUGAAUAAGAUGGCAAGCACCUUGGUUGUGGCGGAUGCUAGAGUUUCUGGAAUCUACAGUUGCGUGGCUUCCAAUAAAAUAGGAACUGUGAAAAGAAACAUAAUUUUUUAUGUUACAGACGUGCCAAAUGGGUUUCACAUUAACUUGGAGAAAAUGCCCGUGGAAGGAGAGGACCUGAAACUGUCUUGCACAGUUAACAAAUUCUUAUACACAAACAUUACCUGGAUUUUGCUGCGGACAGUAAAUAACAGAACGAUACAUCACAGUAUCAGCAAGCAAAAGACGGCCAUCACUGGGGAGCGCUCCAUCACCCUUCACCUCGUCAUCAGGAACGCAUCUCUGGAAGAUUCGGGCACGUACGCCUGCAGAGCCAGGAAUGUACACACAGGGGAAGAAACCCUUCAGAAGACAGAAGUUAUAAUUAGAGGUCAGGAAGCUCCACACCUGCUGCAGAACCUCAGCGAUCACACGGUGGCCAUCAGCAGCUCCGCCACCUUAGACUGUCACGUGGGAGGGGUCCCGGAACCUCAGAUUACUUGGUUUAAAAACCACCACAAAAUACAGCAAGAGCCCGGAAUUAUUUUAGGACCAGGAAACAGCACACUGUUUAUUGAGAGAGUCUCAGAAGAAGAUGAAGGUGUGUAUCAGUGCAGAGCCACCAACCAGAAGGGGACCGUGGAGAGUUCAGCGUACCUCACCGUGCAAGGAACCUCAGACAAGUCUAACCUGGAGCUGAUCACCCUGACCUGCACCUGUGUGGCCGCCACCCUCUUUUGGCUCCUGUUAACUCUCUUUAUCCGGAAACUGAAAAGGUCUUCUUCAGAAAUAAAGACCGACUACCUGUCAAUUAUAAUGGACCCUGAUGAAGUCCCCCUGGAUGAGCAAUGUGACAGGCUCCCCUACGACGCCAGCAAAUGGGAGUUCGCCCGAGACAGACUCAAGCUGGGCAAAUCUCUGGGAAGAGGAGCUUUUGGGAAAGUGGUUCAAGCGUCAGCCUUUGGCAUUAAGAAGUCACCCACUUGCCGGACUGUGGCUGUGAAGAUGCUGAAAGAGGGAGCCACAGCCAAUGAGUACAAAGCUCUGAUGACUGAGCUCAAGAUCUUGACCCACAUUGGACACCAUCUAAACGUGGUUAAUCUGCUGGGAGCCUGCACCAAGCAAGGAGGGCCUCUGAUGGUGAUUGUUGAAUAUUGCAAAUAUGGGAAUCUAUCCAACUACCUUAAGAGCAAACGUGACUUAUUCUUUCUCAGUAAGGAUGCUGCGUUACACACGGAGCCUAAGAAAGAGAAUUCCGAGCCAGGCCUGGAACAGGACAAGAAACCCAGGCUAGACAGCGUCACCAGCAGCGAGAGCUUUGCAAGCUCCGGGUUUCAGGAAGAUAAAAGUCUGAGUGAUGUGGAGGAAGAGGAGGAUUCUGAUGAUUUCUACAAGCAGCCCAUCACCAUGGAAGAUCUAAUUUCUUACAGUUUUCAAGUGGCCCGAGGCAUGGAGUUUUUGUCUUCCAGAAAGUGCAUUCACCGAGACCUGGCCGCGCGAAACAUCCUUCUAUCUGAGAACAAUGUGGUGAAGAUUUGUGAUUUUGGCCUGGCCCGGGAUAUUUAUAAAAACCCCGAUUAUGUGAGAAAAGGAGAUACUCGACUUCCUCUGAAAUGGAUGGCUCCUGAAUCCAUCUUUGACAAGAUCUAUAGCACCAAGAGUGACGUGUGGUCCUAUGGGGUGUUGCUGUGGGAAAUCUUCUCUCUAGGUGGGUCUCCGUACCCAGGAGUGCAGAUGGAUGAGGACUUCUGCAGUCGUCUGAAGGAAGGCAUGAGAAUGAGGGCCCCUGAGUACGCAACCCCUGAAAUCUAUCAGAUCAUGUUGGACUGCUGGCACAAAGACCCAAAGGAAAGGCCACGAUUUGCAGAACUUGUGGAAAAACUAGGUGAUUUGCUUCAAGCCAAUGUGCAACAGGAUGGUAAGGACUAUAUCCCACUGAACGCCAUACUGACAGGAAACAGUGGGUUUGCAUACUCAGCUCCGGCCUUCACUGAAGACUUUUUCAAGGAUAGUAUUUCAGCUCCAACAUUUAAUUCUGGAAGCUCGGAUGAUGUCAGAUACGUAAAUGCUUUAAAAUUCAUGAGUCUGGAAAGAAUCAAAACCUUUGAAGAACUUUCACCAAAUACCACCUCCAUGUUUAACGAUUAUCGGCUGGACAGCAGCACCCUGUUGGCCUCCCCCUUGCUGAAGCGCUUCACCUGGACUGCAAGCAAACCCAAGUCCUCGCUAAAGAUUGACUUGCGCGUCACCAGUAAAAGUAAGGAGUCGGGGCUUUCCGAUGCCAUCGGGCCCAGUUUUUGCUUUUCCAGCUGUGGCCACAUCAGAUCUGUGCAUGACAACUUGGAGCUAGGAAAGGAGGAUUUAUGCUGCCCUCCACCCCCAGACUACAACUCAGCGGUCUUGUACUCCACCCCACCUGCCUAAGGCUCAACACAAGCCCUAUUUUCAGAAUACAAGUGUAUUUACACCCCAGAAAACUAGCUUUUGACAGUAUUACGCAUCUAUGAGUUUACACCUUUAUCUUUGCAGGGAGCAGAGGCAGCUGCUUUUUGUGACUUAAUUUUAAUAUUGCUUUUUUUUUUUUACUAACAAGAAUGUAACCCCAGAUAGGGAAAUAGUGACAAGUGAAGAACACUACUGCUCAGUUUUCAUCUGACUCACUGUAGUAAAGAAACCCUUGGUAAGCCCAAUGACUCACCUGCUCCAACUCCCGAAGCCUCUGAGCACACAGAUCAGAACUCAGGAGAACCCUGGAACAAGGGCAACCAAGGAUCAUGCGCUGGCCAGGAGUGUAAGACAUCUAAGGAGAAGAGCAAGAAAGGAGAGGAAACCUGAGUUGGCCUGGGAAAGACUGAGAUGCCUCACGUGGGGUGGGCUGGGGGAGGGCUCUCUGCAACACUAUGGCUAGUUCCCCAGUCCUGACCACGGGAGUGGACAGGAUAGACAGGGGAACUAAAGCACAUCUUACAAGUCUCCCUGUGGGCCUGUGCUGUACCGUCCCUGCACAGGGCAUGCUCUGAUUGACAGCACCGAGGGUGGGCUUGCCUCGAAGCCCACAGUGGUGGUUCUUCCGGUGGGAACUCAGCCCGAGCUGGGCUGGCUGUGGGGCAUGAAGCUCGUUGUUCAUAAGAAGCUAAGAUCGGUGGACAGUUAGGGCUGCCUACUAGUGGGCUCAAAGUCACGUUUUAAAACGUCAGAUUCUAUAUUAGGUAUUAACAUAUAGACACUUAACUUUUUGCAUUAUCCGUUUUGUACAGUUAGCUAUACAAGGAAGCCAAGGAGAGUGAAAAUGCAGUCUUGUAGAGGGCUUUUUCCUGUACCACAAUGAGGGUUGAUGCAACACAACCCAGUAAGGCAGAGUGAAAUUCCAUCUGCACAGCCAAAGCAGCUCACCCAAUGAACUGGGGCAUGCGGCAGAGGCAGUCAUGCUUCCUUUUAUUUAAUGGGGAUUCCAGUGUCUCGUGCUAAUCUGGAAGGAUCUGGAAGAGCAUUAAUCAGUAUCUAUUAAGCACUUUAUGCUCCUUGGUUUAAAAAAAGGCAAUAUGUGACAUGUAAGGUAUUUGCUACAGUUAGGGACUCAAGAUACUAAUUAUGAGCCGUCAGAACAGAACAGCCUCUUGCCACCUGCUUUUCCUCUUGCCUUGGGUCUGAGGAUGAUCACAUUAGGGAGACAGGGUAGAAACAGGGGGACAGGGUAGAAAAGGGCGCCUACACUUCAGCCUCUGCUGGAUGCUAUCACUGCAAGCUCUGGUCUGUGUGUUUAGGACACAUGGACCUGCAGAAGCCACAGCAGAUGGGCAACAGUGAGUCGCUGCUUUGGGGAGAGAAGAGCAUCCUCCCUCUUGUGCAGGCCACCUAAUUCUAGAACCUGAAUUCUAUUUGCAUGGAGGAUAGGAGAGUCAGCACACUGCCCAGGGAGACAGUGGGCACGCCAUGGUGGCUCCUGGGGAUUCGCCAGCCAGAACAGAGUGAGGCAAGCCUGUUCACCAAGCUCUAAAUCCAAACUUGGGUAGGGCCAGAAGAGCAAAGGCAAAGCAAAACUUUGUUCUUCUUCCUUCCAUGCAUAAAAGUUCCUGUGACAACUGGCAAUAGUGUAAAUCAGGCAAUAGACAUAACAGACAUAAACAGGAAAUAAAAGAAUGCCCCAAUAAUUGUCUACUUUUUUUCAGAUCAGGUAAGGAUCCAGCAAUUUAUGAUAAAAGGAAAAUCUCAGCUAUGCCAUUUUAAUAACCUAAUUCAUAUAAGAUCUUAGUAAAUGCCCUUUUCCAAAGGAGGGGGACAAUCUACUUAAGAUUCUGUUACUCAGGUUUAAGAUGCAGGCUUGUAGACUACUUAAACCCAUUUGCAAAAAUUAAAAAAUGGCCCCAUUGGAGCGUUAACAUAGAAAAAUGGAAGCUUAUAGUAAUGAAUUCAACUGCAGAGGCAUUAAAGCAGCACUGAAAAUUAAAACACUAACUGAUGGUAAUGUUAGAACCACUUGCCAUUUAUGAGAUAAAUGGUCAGCCCUAACAGAGGACAGGCAUCUCCUUCUUGGGUCUGUGCGGUAACCUAUGUGGAACUGUGUGGAUGCACUGGGACUGAAGUAUUAUUACAAAUCUGUACGUAGUUAGCCCAAGAAAUGAUGCUCAGACAUGAGUUUUAGCCAAGGGGACAAAUGUGUCCAAAUCCUGAAAAAUGCCACUCAUAUUUUUGAGCAAAUGCCGUGUUUCCCAGCCUGUAAGAAUGUUAAACACUAAACAGAUUCUUACCGCCCCCAUCUCAGUUGAUUACAGGAGUGCAUCUCUGACAGUGGUAGGAGCUAUGUGUAUAUGUGUAUGUGUUUGUGUGUUCUGUGCGUAACUAUUUAAGGAAACUGGAAUUUUAAAGUUACUUUUAUAUAAAUUGAGAAUAUAUGCUACAGAUAUAAGACAUGAUUUGGUCAUACACUCCUAAUCAUGAUGAAUGUAUUUCAUAUACUAUCUUCAUAUAUUAAACUUAACUUCCAAAACAUUA